Messenger RNA from Coregonus sp. 'balchen', 12439 nucleotides. Lineage: Eukaryota; Metazoa; Chordata; Actinopteri; Salmoniformes; Salmonidae. The record is from the annotation of a GenBank genome assembly.
AUCACUCAAGCCUCACCACGCCCACAUUUUACAAGCAGACAGGAGCCACGCUCGGUAGUAAACACGGGAUAUGACUGUUCAUUCACACACACAGCAAAGGCUACGCGACAGACAGCUGACUGGAGAGUGCGAAAAUCAACAAAUCAGGAGUAUCAAGCUUUUGACAGCAAAGGAGCAAAUCACCACCUUUAUCUGGAUUCUUCUUUCUUUUCAUGAGGUUGUGUUUAUUUUACUACGAUAGUUUAUCACAGCUUCAGAUCCGAAGAAUGAGAGGGAAUCUUUCCCCGAACGAAGAUAUUUCAGGGUAUUACUCAAUGAUGCCUGUCUCGGACUUCCAUACAAAGCCUCCCUGUACGAUGGAGCCCGCGGACCGUAUGUGUGGAGCGCGAGGAGCUGUCACCGCCAGACCGCUGAUGGGGAACACCUCUCCGUGGCAGCACUCCGGGGAUGGAGGAUGCACGCAGGACGGAUCUGAGGAGUUAAAGGGUAUGGUUGUCAUUGCGUCUCACUUUUUUUUAAAGUGACUUCAACAGAUCUUGACUGCUAGAUAAUAAUAUGAAUAGAUUUGUAUACCUUAAUAUAAUCAAGGUUUUGUUUUUAUAUUUAGAGAUUAUGUUUUUUAUUACCAUAAUGCCACACAUUAUUGAUAUUCCCCAGAUAUUCACUCUCAAUGUGACAAGCUCUUAGUAGGCCCUACUGCAAACAUGAAACUCAUUCACAGAAAAUAAUUUGGGGAAAAUACACAAUUGUUUACUGUAGCACAUGGACAUAUCAUUGCUCCUCUUUGCUCUUGCAGUAGUGACAUCAAUAUUUCAUCUACACUCAUAAUGAACACUGUAUCCUGAUGCAAUAUCUCUAGCGUUCUUAUCUUAUUUAACUUCAUAGAGCACACAUGCACACAAGCAUGGACACAGUUUCUGUGGGCUCUGGUCAGGUUCUUAUCUCGGGCCUGUAAAACAUGGAGGGGAUGAGUAGAUAUGAUAUCGCUGAGUAGAUAUGAUAUAGCUUCCACACAACUAUGGAGCAAGGAAGUUUGUUUUAGAGCAGCCCAGUUACAUCUCCCUCUCUAGCUGGAAGGAGGAACACAUGGCAUGCUGAUUUUCUGGAAAACGAUGCAGCAGGAUGAACGUAUGGUUCAGUAAAUGAACUGAAUUAUAAUACAGUUAUAGCUUGGAUCUUGGUACAUCUUGCUUUUGAACCAAGCCUGGGACCUUUUGCACAUCCAUGUCUAACCUAUAGGGAUGAGUUGACAUUCUAUGGCUGCAGGGUUGUCAUCUGCAGCUCAGUGUCACCAUGGUGUAACACAGUGAGAUGUGUCAGGAAUCAGGAAUGAAGUGAGUGCAUUGGAGAAGUACUGUAUGUGUAAGACCUGAUCAGAUCUCAUCUCAGGAGGAGUGGUUAUUAUUUACCCCCCACUUGAGGUUACAGAAUCCACUAAUGAAAACGAGGACCAGAUCAGGCUAGCUAAUUCCAGUUUCCUCCACCAAGCUACCAAACUAGCUAGCUCUGGUCAUGCCCAAUGACUAGGCUCUUUCUCAUGUUCCAGCGUGAACCCUGAGAUAUCCUCCCUCCCUCCUCCAUACACAAACUCCAGUCCCCCUCCUUCCUAUAGUGUUAUAGGCACCCACCGUCCCCUUUUAGAUUUUCAAUCACACGUCUGUUCAUGUUUCAGACUGAAGUGACGAAACAUACUAGAUUAUUUUAUUGCUAGGUGGAGAAGAAAAAAAACAUCUACAAGAGAAGCAGAGGAGUUGACCUGAAGUUCUGGAUUUCAAUGGUUUCACAGGGGCCUUAACUAGAGUGAUUUGGCUGUAUAUCUCUCAAUAAGUUCAGAAAUGAUGUGUCGUUACCGGUGCUUUCAAUGGUAACCAUGUUUAGCCCAGCUGUUGCUGUAGGGGAGAUAAUAAUAAUAAUAAGCAGGCUGAGAUAAGUGUUUAGGUCCAGUUAAGAGGCCAUCGAGGUAACCAAAUUAUUAAAGAUUAGCACAAUAACCCAUCAAUAAAUUACAAAUAAUUCCUGAUAUUCCCAGGAAAAUAAAAUGCUCUUCGGACAUUCAAUCCGGUAAGAUCUUAUUUUCUCCUAGUUUUGCAGUAAAAGUCUGUUUUCGUCCAGAGCUGCAGAGCUAACAGAGAUAUGACAAGUGAUUCAUGAGGCUGUGACUGAGGCCUCAGUGAGUUAGAUAUGCCCGUUCCCAUAGUUGGAGGUUAUUGUGAGUAGCCCUACAUUCCUAUGGCGGUGAAGCGCCCCUUAUAAUAGCCUGUUAGAGGUCCAGUCUGGCAUAUGGGCUCAGGAGUAAGAGAGCAUCCAGGGGGAGCUCCAUGGGUGUGUGUGUGUGUGUGUGUGUGUGUGUGUGUAUGUUAGACCCUUUGUAGGGGGUCCUUGGCUGGAAUCUGGGGCACCAGCAGAGUUAUGGUUUUCCUUGCAGCAUUUCCUGUUCUACAGAACGAGGCCCCAAACGUUUUCCUAAAAUGGUAUCUGUGUUCAUACAGUGUGAGGUCCCUCUACACAUUAGGAAAGACCUCUCUUUUAUCAGAAAAAGUAAGUGGCCUUGGUACAAGUACACCCCCUGGACAGGACACUACUCUAUCGCAGGGCCUUACCCCCUAUCUAUCUCCUUAAUGCUGAGUGCCGAGCAGAGACACAUCGGGUCCCAUUUUUACAGUCUUUCGUACAACUCGGCCGGGGAUCAAACUCUUCCAAUCUCAGGGCGGACACUCUAACCACAAGGCAACUGAGUUGGUUCAGGAAUAGUCACAUAGUUAAUUAGAAGUUAAUGGUCAUUCUGUCCCACAGAGCUGAAUUUAACUGACAUGUGUGGAGUGUUUGUGUGCAAAAACAAUUAAUGUGUAUUGCCCUCAAACUCAACUCUUGACAUCGAAGCCAGUUCUGCUUUUUUUCAUUAUUCCCCUCUAAUCACAGACUGAUUUAAGACUUGGGACACCAGGUGGGUCCAAUUAAGUAUCAGGUAGAACAGAAAACCAGCAGGGUUAGAGUUAAAUACCCAUGGUGUAUUGCAUUGGUGGGUGACAUUUAUUAGUUCAGGCUAGUGGCUGAAAUUCACACUGUAAAUAUUGUUUUGUUGAGUUCCUGAAUCCAGAACUCACAUUCUUGUAUUAGAAGAAUAAUGCUGUUUUUGUCUGACUGCUUUAUAUACAUGUCUGUAGCCAUCUGCCUGACCAUAAGGCUGUGAUGCAACUGUAUGCUGGCCAUGUGUUCUGUUUGUGGUCUUUCAAGUUGUUUUGUCCUUAUGUUACCCCAGCUCCCCAAAUGAAGCCCAGAUGUAGUGCUAGAUUGAACUAUUGUUGUGUUGUUCUCGUUUGGACGAUCUGAGAACAGUUACUGUAACCACUGAAACCCCACUUGGGCCCGCAGCCAGCAUGUUUGUGAAUAGAGGCUGUCUUCAUAACAUGUGACAGUGGGUACGCUCUAUUAGGGGGAAGACAGGGGGAGGCAAGAUAGAGUUAUGAAGGGGACGGGUGCUUGGUGGGGUCUUGGAGUAAAGCAUUGUUCCCCAAUGUGAGUGAUGUGUGGGCAGCUGCUGCUUGUGACACUGCGGAGUGAUUGUUUUUCCUGGCCCUCUGCCCCUUUAACCCCGCCCCGGAGUGACAUUCUGAUUGAGACCAGAGUAGCCUAGUUUGAGGCAGCUUUUAGGGGGAUUGCCCCCUCCCCUUCCCACUCCUGCUCCUAACAGAGACAAGGAAAUUUGAGAAACUGUGCGUGCAUGCGUGUGUGUGUUUAAUGGACUCUCCUCUGCGUCUCUUUCUCCGGGCAGCGGUUUGUGGAGCCCUGCCACUGCUGGCAGUGGUGUUCUGCCAGAAGAGAAGCUCAGUGCCUCUUCAUAGGCCCAUUAAGUUACCCCUAGCAGAGGACAGAGAGAACAAAACAUACUUUAACAAACACUUCAAUCUCUCCUCUGUGCCUUCCAAAACCUGAAACUAGGGAACAUUAAACAAUAGUAUUUUAUUCCAAAUCUGGACAGAAAACAGAUUCCAAACAAAUGAAAGUAUUACCAUGGAAAAACGACAUGAUUCACUUUUAGAGUAGGCCUACUGUUGUUUUUGCACCGGCUGCUGAAAGGCUCUGUUGAGGUCUUUAUACAAUAAAGACUAGUUAGUUGUUCCUUCCUUAUAAAGUCUGCAAUAGAAUGAGAGGCCUCAGGAAAGAUGUAUGAUGCACUCCUGCAAUGAGCACGGACAGGGCAUGUGCAUCUCUAUUGAUGUCAAUCUUCAUAGAUCACCAUUGUAUGGUGCUCGUCUCUGAGUGAUUGGGUCUUGCCUUAGUUUGCAGUGCUCCUCAGCUUUUUCUACCAGAGACAAGCAUGUUAGGGUUUUUUCUCUUCGAGAAAAAGAAAACGUAAAAACUGAUGAAGUAAUGUUAUUAAUGUAUAGACAGACCUUGUCAGCAAUAUUCCAAGGCAUGCUCUUUUAAGCUCAAAUGAAGCUAGCUUAAUUUCUUUUUCAGUCCUUAAAUUGGCAAGCAUGUCUGUUCAUGAAACACUGGCAGUUUUAUUAGUGUUUAUUUAAUACUCUCCUCUCUCACUUAUUUAAUGACACUUGUAAUCCGUGAUGUGGAAAAUGAGCGGCUGUCAUAAAGAGUUGACAUGCCUGCUCUCUGGCGCUAGCCAGACAGUGUGCAUUAUGUCAGGAGUUUCUCAUGACGUCUGUUACAUAUGGCCCUCAGCCGAGGUCCGGGGCUGUCUGACCUCUGGACACUCAGACCUAUGGUAACUGAGACACUGUCUGCGUGGAAGAGGAGAGAGAAGGAGAGAAGAGGAGGAAAGGUUAGGAGAGAUUCGGGAAAGAAGAGUUGAGAUAGGGAAGAUGCAAUGGGUUUAAUUGUUGCUGUAUAUUCGCGUUGUCUGGGGUGACCAAACUCAACUGUGUGUAGUACGGUACCUGACCUGUGAUACGGUACCUGACCUGUGAUACGGUACCUGACCUGUGAUACGGUACCUGACCUGUGAUACGGUACCUGACCUGUGAAUAAGUAUUUUUCCACAGCAGCGAUGGCGUGCACAUACAUCAUAACCUACAGUAUGUGUCAGGGAGGAUACACAGUGCUCCUAUUGACACUCAGCAAAAACACUCUACCUUAUGCACUGAUGACCACCCUUCUAUGCUGUUACAUUCAGUGGAAUAGGCACUUGUCUCUGGCACCUCUUGACUGUUGGAGUGUUGUGUAAACUAAUUACCAUUCCAUUUGUUGUGCGCUGCUGUUUGUCUACUGUAGAUCAUGCGAUUGUAUGCCCUCAUAGUUGGACUCUAGAGUUAGUAAGUAGUGUUUGCUCUGAUUUCCCCAGGAGGUCACAGACAGGAUUACUGUGGCUUGUGGUAGAAAUAGCCUCCAUUGACCCAUUAAUGUACUUUUUAGCAUUCCAGGAAAGCUGAAGAACCGCAUAAAUGCAAGAAGCAAACCCGUUUUGAUGUUAAUCAUCAUUAUAUAGGACAACGUAUUAAUAUGUUGCAUCUGAACAGUCAAUCGUCAUUAGAACAGGCUGCUCACACUGUAGACUUGGGUGAAUUCCAAGUGAUCAUCUGUCACUGACUGUGAAGUGUGAAUGCCAUCUUUCUCCGUGCCCAGAGUGAACAGUCACUGACACAACACUGGCAAAUCUCAACAUGUGAAUUAACACACCAAAAUACAUUACUAAUUGACUCUAAGCAGAGUUGAUAGUAUGAGGUCAGAUCAGUGACAGAGUCCCUGUGUAUUUAUAGCCUCCAUACAGGUCUGGACCAGUCUCAGUCAGUUUGACCCAGGGCCAAGCCUUGGUGUCUGGUGCCUAGCUGGCUCACACCUCCACUGCUAUCCCAUCAUUCACCCCUGCCACGGUGGGCUUGUCCCCAGUGUCUAGGGCCCAUUGUCAGGCUGCGUGGUUACAUAAGAGGCCUUGGAUGUCAAAGCCUCCAUUGAUUAGAAUAACACAUUGGGGUGGGAUGACGAUGGACAUCUCCAGUCAGAACUGUUGGCGAGCCUAGAGAUCUCACCACACUUUGGGUCCUUGUUUAACUGACUGUGUGUUUUGAGGGUUAAUUGAGGAAUAAUAAAUGUGGUGGGUAAAUUACUCUUCAAUUCAGAACAGUGCAACUGUUGAGUUUCCUAGCUUUGCAUUUUAGAGUCUUGGCAGAACAGUGUGUACCGACAGCUCACAGUCUCAGCCAUUUCCCUGGUUACGUCUUUGUGGUUUCAGUGACAACAUUAAGAAAAGUGUUUUCGUAUUUUAAUUUAAAUACAUUUAAGUAAAUGCUUUUAAACUCAGUUACUGUAUGGUUUAGCUAAGAUUGGAUAAUGAAUCAGUCGCUGUAUGAAAUUUCAACAAGGAGAAUUCUCUAACUGUGCUAUAAUCUGUCUUUUCACAGAGAAAACUGUGCUUGCCCCACCGGUGUUCGUCUUUCAGAAGUCUUUCACCCCAUCCAUGAAGGUAAUCUGAAUCAUAUCCUGAAGGGUAACAUGUUGACAGAUGAUGCACAUGCAUUAUUAAAAAGCAGUUGCUAAUAAAUAGGAUACAUUCAGAAACAUGUAAUGGAAGAAUAUGUAUCAUUAGUUUGCAUUUCUGAACUUUCUUUCUGUAAUUUAUUUCUACAGAGGAGAGCAGAGAGAUGGGAGGAGGGAUCAGGUAAGCAUUAUAUAUGCUGCAUGUCAUAACAAGCAAACAUUUUGCUGGAUGAUUACUCUCUGAAUCUCUGUUACUUUCUAUUGCAUUGGCAGUAAUAUAUUUAUGUGUACUUGGCUUGUUCUCCAAUAGUUGUGGGAAUCAGUGCAAACAAACGAGUCCGAUCUUUCACCUACCCUAAUCCUAACAGCAGAAUGAGGAAAGGUGAGUGUUCAGAAAUAUCAAUUUGCAGAAAUUGUCUGCCUACUCUAUAAAAAAUAUGUACAUACGUAUUAUGGUAUUAUUACCACCAGACAUAAACCUUUGAGGGUUGAAUUAUAAUCCCUGUUCCUCAGUGUUACUCUCCUUUGGUAAGGGUGAUUUAUUUGUACAAUCUCUACUGACAUUUCACCUACAGUAUAUACACAAUGCUGCUGGUUAACAUGACUUCUCUUAUUUCUCUGUGUCUCUGACAGGCUCCUGUGACGGCAGUAGACGAGUACGAACAAAUUCCCACUCUUUUCCCCAACCACCUCCAGGUAAACAACCGCACAGUAGACAAGACCUGUCAAGUCCUGUCAUCUCUCUACUGUCCUCUAUUAUCUCUAUCCUUUCAUCUCUCCUUUCUAAGCUGUCCCCUAGUGCAUACAGCGCCCACGCAAAUAAGUAGCAACUGAGUCUCGUUGCUUGAUUCCUUGACUCGCCUGCAUAUGAUUGUAGCCUUAAUAAAACUGGGAUCUUACUGGAAUAAAAUACAGUAUCUCCAUAUCUUUUAAAUGAACUGAAGCAGUGCACCAUGACAUAGCCGCGGGAAGAAUAUUUGGCACUACAGACGGCUAUAUCGGUCGGCUAAUACAGGACUAGUAAAGGCCCAGUGCACUACUUUUGUGAGAAAAAUUUAUAAAUAAUAAUAAUGAUUUUUCAGGGGGUGCUGCAACACCCUCAGCACCCCUACUUCCCGCGGCUAUGCAUCAUGAUCAAACUCUCUGAAAAGGUUUCCUGUCUAUAUUCACUGCCAGUAUUUCCUCUAGGUCCAUACAUUCCAGUCACACCAUCCCUGUAAAGGGUUCUUCGUCUGUGCCCAUAGAAGAACCCUUUGAAGAGCCCUUUUUGGUUGUAGGUAGAACCAUUUUGGGUUCCAUGUAGAACCCUUUCUACAGAGGGUUCUAUAUGGAACACAAAAGGGUUCUACCUGGAACCAAAAAGGGUUAUCCUAUGGGGACAGCCGAAGAACCCUUUUGGAACUAUUUUUUCUAGAGUGUAGAUUCCCAGCAGCCACUUCACUGCAGCCCCUAGUAUCUCUUUCCCCUGAUCCGUUUCAGUUUCACUCUGUCACUGCAGCCCUCACCUGCUCAUCACAAAUCACCACCAUGACCCACCAUUGGCAACGUGGUACCCUCACUGCUCAUUGUUGGCCAAGCAUGUUGAAUGUUGUCAUGUGCUAAGUCUGGCGGUGACUUUGACAUAAAUGUGGGGAGCGUGUUUUAACUUUAACCAUAUAUGAUAUGUCUGUCUGUGUGAACUCUUCUGAUGGAUCUCCACUCCCCUCUCUCCUAGUCUCAAGAUCAAAUGUCUUCAUGCCCUCAAAUCUGUGCAACCGGACCAACAAUUCCCCAAACACAGGUAAAUAUCCAUUCUCUGGUCUUAUGUUUACCUUUUGAUGUGCUAAAAUACCUAUAAUUAUCUAAAUAACUAACAAACCACACUUAAUCUCUAUUCUACAUAUAGUGUUUUUUUUUUCCAUACCUGAUCGUAAGACUGACUUUGAAGGACAGAAAUGGAUUAAAGUCUCUUUAUACCCCUCCUUUUCUAUUCCUCUCAUCUUCUGUGUAGUUACACCUCUGAACAGGGUCAGAAGGUCAUUCCUUCAGCCUGCACGUCUCCUCGCCCCUCAGCCCUGGAACAUCUCCUCACAGCCACACCUAUCUGAGGUAUUCUACAACUCUCUUCACCCCCUCACACAGAGUGAAAUGAGAAAACUCUCUCAGGUAAAAAAUUAAAAGAGAGUGAACUCUCUCAGACCUUAAAAGUAUUUCAAUAAUAAAAUACUUCUCAGUUGGGGUUGUGUCAAAAAGAGAGUGAACUCUCUCAGACCUUAAAAGUAUUUCAAUAAUAAAAUACUUCUCAGUUGGGGUUGUGUCAUUGCCUGAGGGACCCACAUGCUUUUCUCAGAGAAACAUAUUCACUCACUAACAGUUUAUAAACCCAACCCCCAAAACCAGUUUGAAUCAGUUCUUUCUAUUGGAAAUUAUUGUGCAAUGUUUUUUUUGUUAAUGUCUGUCAAUGCUUAAUUAGCUUUCUCUCUACUCCCGAACUUGCCAGAUCAACACACUCAAUUAUAUAAUAGGUUUUGUCUGUAAAAUGUAUCUUAUUUUCUAUUUACACAAGCAUUGUGUUGAAUUCUUUGACUCAAGGAAGUACCAAUCCAAUGUAAUUUCAGGAAUGUAAUAGGACUGUAAAAUAAUAAUUUGCAUUGUUUUUUUGUCCCACUUCCACAGGUGAGCCAUGAUCCUUCAGAUGAUGGCUGCAGCAUCACAACUGACCGCUCCUCCACUGUUGGUGUAUUACAUCAGAAGAAACCCCCUCAAGUUCACAGGUACGCAGAGGACCUGGUUUAAUGUAACAGUAAGGAUGCAGGGUAUCUGGUCAGGUCAAGUCUGUGCAAUAUUUCUGUUUUAAAGCCUCACAGCCACUUUAAACAGUAUAUUUGACAGUUGACAUUCUAAUUGAGGGCUACCCACUCCACGUCAAGGCAUGGAUUAGUUCAACCAGGGGGUUAGGGUUACAGGUUAACUUCCAGUCCAGACCCAGGACUGGACAGCCUUGCUUUAACCCAGAGACCCUGACAGAGUUGUGUUGUGUUUCCUCUGUCAGAGCUAUGUGGGGUCUAGGGGUUUAGUUCCCAGCAGUGAUUCUGAACCUGCUGACCUCUCUGCUGACCUCUGGUUCACCCUCCACAGAUCAAAGGCAGACGGUACCACCUCAGACAGGGUCCAGUUUGUGUUUGGGGAAAACAUGAGCGAAAGAGUCUUGGUGAGUUCAGGAUACUUUCAGUAAAGCACACCGACAUACACUACAUGACCAAAAGUAUGUGGACACCUGCUAGUCAAACAUCUAAUUCCAAAAUCAUGGGCAUUAAUAUGGAGUUGGUCCCCCCUUUGCUGCUAUAACAGCCUCCACUCUUCUGGGAAGGCUUUCCACUAGAUGUUGGAACAUUGCUGUGGGGACUUGCUUCCAUUCAGCCACAAGAGCAUUAGUGAGGUCGGGCACUGAUGUUGGGUGAUUAGGCCUGGCUCGCAGUCGGCGUUCCAAUUCAUCCCAAAAAUGUUCGAUGGGGUUGAGUUCAGGGCUCUGUGCAGGCCAGUCAAGUUCCUCCACAACGAUCUCGACAAACCAAUUCUGUAUGGACCUCGCUUUGUGCACGGGGGCAUUGUCAUGCUGAAAACAGGAAAGGGCCUUCCCCAAACUGUUGCCAUAAAGUUGGAAGCACAGAAUUGUCUAGAAUGUCAUUGUAGGCUGUAGCGUUAAGAUUUCCCUUCACUGGAACUAAGGGGCCUAGCCCGAACUAUGAAAAACAGCCCCAGACCAUUAUUCCUCCUCCACCAAACUUUACAGUUGGCACUAUGCAUUGGGGCAGGUAGUGUUCUCCUGGCAUCCGCCAAACCCAGAUUCAUCGGUCGGACUGCCAGAUGGUGAAGCGUGAUUCAUCACUCCAGAGAACGCGUUUCCACUGAUCCAGAGUCCAAUGACGGCAAGCUUUACACCACUCCAACCGACGCUUGGCAUUGCGCAUGGUGAUAUUAGGCUUGUGUGCGGCUGCUCGGCCAUGGAAACCCAUUUCAUGAAGCUCCCGGCGAACAGUUCUUGUGCUGACGUUGCUUCCAGAGGCAGUUUGGAACUCGGUAGUGAGUGUUGCAACCGAGGACAGACGAUUUUUACGUGCUACGUGCUUCAGCACUCGGCGGUCCCGUUCUGUAAACUUGUGUGGCCUACUACUUCGCGGCUGAGCCGUUGUUCCUCCUAGACAUUUCCACUUCACAAUAACAUCACUUACCGUUGACUGGGGUAGCUCUAGCAGGGCAGAAAUUUGACGAACUGACUUGUUGGAAAGGUGGCAUCCUAUGAUGGUACCACGUUGAAAGUCACUGAGCUCUUCAGUAAGUCAAUUAUUUUUACUGCCAAUGUUUGUCUAUGGAGAUUUCAUGGCUGUGUGCUCGAUUUUAUACACCUGUCAGCAACGGGUGUGGCUAAACUAGCCGAAUCCACUCAUUUGAAGGGGUGUCCACACACUUUUGUAUAUAUAGUGUACUUAUACAGUAGCAAUUUGCAUAGGAUGACUAUGAAAUAUAUGAUGUCAUCACACUUGUAUGACUUUAAAUGUGUUACCAAACACGUUAUAUUUACAGAAAUGCUCUCACUUUCUCGCCCUCAUAUAGAGACCACAGAAAUCAUCCAGCAGUGAAGAUUCUGAUUGCAGCUCUGAUCCUGAGUCUUCCACCUCUGAGUCAAGUCAUAAAGGUAAAUCAUUAAGUUCGUCAUAGUGUAUUUACAUGAGUACACAACUCUGGUCCUCAAGAACCAGUACCUCAAUGGCCACAGUGUCUGCUGAUCCACCAAGACUGUGGUCCUAGGCUGCGUUUACACAGGCAGCCCAAUUCUGAUAUUUUGCCCAAUUAUUGGGAAAAGAGCUGAUCUGAUUGGUCAAAAGACCAAUUAGUGGAAAAAGAUUAGAAUUGGGCCACCUGUGUAAACACCACCAUAGAGGACUAGAGCUGUGCACCUCUGUUCUAUUAGUAAUUGACUGCCUCUUAGUGGAUGCCUUUCAGAACUGCAGCUGAAGUGCUGUCUGUGUUUGCUGAUAGGUGCUGUGUGGAGCAGUCUGAGGGAGUCUGCUGCAGCUUACACAGCGUCCUGUGGGAGGCAGUGUGUGCUCAGGCAGGUUCAGCUGUUCACUGGGGAGGAGAAGGAGAGCAAUGUGGUCCAGGUGAGGACCUAUAGGGCACGUUCCUCUGCCCAGGCGUUGCUGACGCAUGCCAGAUCUUACAGUGCCUGGAUAGGUAUUUUACGUAUCAGCUAACCACAUCAUUAGGUUAUACCAAUCUGGUGCCUAACGGCACAGUUCAUAACGAGGAAUGCGACCAUUAGGUUGAAAUAGGAUCCAAUAGGUCUGUGCCUUCUGAUAUUGCUAGAGAUAGUGGUGUACCUUUUUAAAUACCUUUUUAAAGCGUGCUUUCUGUUUUUAUUUUAGCUAACCUGCAGACUGUUUGUCCUGGAAAAAGGAACACAGUCAUGGACUGAGCGAGGGAGAGGAGUCCUGCGACUCAAUGAUCUAGCAUCAGGGACCAAAGGAGGACUGCAGUCCAGGAUAGGUGAGUUUACCAUGAAGGAGAUUACUAUUUCCAUCAAUCUGACUAACAUCAGCACAGCUUUCUGUUUCUCAUCCUCAGUAUAUCUCAUAUAUCUCUCACACAUGUCGCCAUCUGAACAGUGAUGAGGCACCAGGGCAGUCUCAAGGUUAUCCUCAACACCAAGCUCUGGCCACACACACACCUGCGUCGCCCGGCCCGCCGGAACCUCCAGGUGACGGCCACCGACGUGGAGACUCAAGCCGUCCGGGUGUUCCUCAUCCAGGCCGGCGCCAGGGACGUGGCUCGCCUCUACGUGGCCAUCCACCAUCGGCUGGUAGCCCUACGGGCCAGUGCUGCUGGGAGGGAGGCAGAGGCUGCAGGGGGCAGGACCAGGGAGGGGCACUGCAACAGUGAGAAUGAGGAGGAAGAGGAGGAGGAGGAGGAAGAGGAGAGACAACGGCAAGAAAGAGAAGAAGGGCUGCUAGUGACACGAUUGCGACCU